AUGAUUCCAACGAUGGAUGGAGUAGCUUGGCACUUUACUGGACCACCAGGAUGUGAAGUUGAUGAUUUGGGAUUUAAACGACCGUGGGAUAAUCAUGGUUGUGCUGCUUCCGAUACGCCAUUUGAGCUAGGGCAAUUAGCCUACGAAGAGUUUUGGAUGGAGUAUUGUCAGAUUUUAAUUCGACGACAAAAACGUUGGGAUCAGAUUGAUCCUAGACGAAACCCUAAGUGUCUCCGAAGAUUCAUUCACAAAGGAAUCCCACAUGUACUCCGAAAAGAUAUCUGGCUUCGCAAUUCCCCGCCUCGAGGGACCCCUGAUCCAAACUAUACAGUACCUUUCGAAGUAGUGGAAUCAAUACGAAAAGAUUUGCAACGAACUUUCCCAGAUAAUAUUUUCUUAUCAACAACCACGUCUCGAAAUGCACUUGGUCGAAUGCUGUUCCAUUUAGCUCAUCAUGUACCAUUAAUAGGAUAUUGUCAGGGUUUGAAUUUUGUGGCUGGGCUCAUAUUAUUAGUGGUUAAAGAUGAAAAUCGAGCUACAGACUUGUUAAUAAGUCAAGUAAGUAAAAGACAGGAAAUGUAUGAUCCGAAGCUAUCUGGUCUAAGACGCGAUAUUCGUGUUCUGCAUGCUCUUUUAUGGAGUCGCUGUGAAAAAUUUUGCAACUUGCUGGAUGAGUUGAAUAUAGGUUUGGAGCUUUUUGUGACGAAAUGGUUUGUAUGCUGGUACGUUGAGGUUCUUCCAAUGGAGACUGUUCUCCGUAUAUGGGAUUGUUUAUUUUAUGAUGGGGACGUGUGGCUUUUUCGUAUUGCCGUACGUCUCAUAAGAGAACAUCAAAAUAUUUUAAUUCGCGCCAAGACAAUUGACCAGCUCAUCCAAGCGUUCAAUGAUCUAGGGAAAACAGCCUACGCUUUGAAUUGUCAUAGACUUUUAGCAGAUGCAAAAUUUGAACCUAUUGAUCAAAAUCUGGUGGAUAAGCUAAGAGCAAGCGAAGAAUUAGAUUAUGAUGAAAUGGAAAGUGAAGAAGCUUCAGACAAAUUGACAAAAACGUGA
This is a messenger RNA of Auanema sp. JU1783, 1050 nucleotides long. NCBI's taxonomy places the organism in Eukaryota, Metazoa, Nematoda, Chromadorea, Rhabditida, Rhabditidae. The record is from the annotation of a GenBank genome assembly.